AACUACGCCAUGAUACGAGGGUUAAAAAUCGAUGAAUACAGCCUGCGUUGUUAUAGAGAUGCGUUCAAACAAGAAUCGCGUGGAUGUCGAAUUAUAUGAAUCAACUUGAUCAUUGCGAAUAUGUCUCGACGAAAGAUACAUUUUUAAUAUUACUGAAUAUUUUGAUUUCGGCAUGGCAAGUCUGCCCCUUUUACCGGGAUAUACUAUUCAAGAUGUUAACAUCAAGGAUUAUAAAUUGCCGCACAAGCUCGACAUUUCAAACGGCUUUCCUGUGGUACGCGAUACCAAUUACGGCCUCGGUAGGAGACCGACAGACGCAGCAUCCGUUCGGUAUGCUGAAUGUCCAGAUCCAAUUGAAUACGAUCCAUCAUUGACUUAUGGUCGAGCGCCUCGUUAUGCAUUUCGGCAAUUCGUGCCGCGUUACGCGUUGUUUGCGCAAAAGUGUCUCCAUUUCAAGGCCUUCUUUCGCCAGGGAGUCUUCGACUCCCCGGAUGAGCACUAUCGCAUUCGCCACGUGAAUAUUGUUUACUACCUAGAGGACGACACGCUCUGUGUGAUAGAGCCGGUGGUAGACAAUGCCGGUUUCCAACAGGGUAAAUUGGUGAGGCGUGAUAAGAUCCCGAAGAAUGCCAAGGGAGAUCCGUUCAUCUGGAAAGACUUCAACGUCGGGAUCAACGUGUGUAUUUACGGCGUGGUCUAUCGUAUUGUCGAUUGCGAUCCGUUCACCAGGGAAUUCUUGACGAGCCAAGGCAUUGAUGUCGGCGAAAAGGAGAAUCUACCCGCGGAUCCUUACGCAGAGCAGCGUAAAAUCAAGCAUGAUGGAACGAAUGCGAAGAUUUCUACGCGAAUUAAGAGCGAUGAUUCUAGACGGCGUCUUCUAGAGUUCGAUGGCAUGGUGUUGUCAUUCGACGCUACCUGGAACGAUGAUCGUUAUCGGGUAUUAUAUUUCCUAACAGAUGAUACUGUGGCGGUCCGCGAAAUUCACAAGCUCAACGACGGCAAGGAUCCCGUGGCGAUGCUACUCAAGCGUACGCGCGUGCCUAAAAAUGGGCAAAGUCUGCCGUCUUGGCAUCCAAGUAUCUGCAUGGAAUACGGAGAUCCCGAGAUUAUUGAAUAUUACACACCGCGAGAUUUUAGAGUAGGCGAAACAAUUCUGUUGUACGGCCGAUACUUCCUGUUACGUGACUGCGACGCCUUUACGCGGAAAUAUUACUCCGACAUAUUGGGUACUCCGCAAGCAGAUGCGAUUCCGAUUCCCAUAAGAGACGAGAAACCGACGCUAGUUGAGUCCGAAGAACCGCCGCAUAUAAAAUCCAACAGCCCUGAAGACACAUAUGUCAGUAUUCCGUUCUUCGUGACGAAGUCGCCCAGGAGGAAUGCCAUUCGUCAACUGAUCAACUUCGGGAAGAUACUCCGCUAUUCCGUACGAAUGGAUGCGGUGCAUCCGGAGGACGAGAACCGUGACUUUGUGUUGGAGUACAGACUGAGCGACGGUGCCAUUCGAAUCAUCGAGAAGGAGAAGCGCAAUUCCGGCCGGCACGAAGCUUGUUUCUUAACCUUUAGGCCGAUCCCGAAGCCGUGUAGUACGAAAAGGGACGAUCGAGAAUAUUACACACCGGAAGAUCUUUUUGUGGGUGCGCGCAUCAACGUAUUCAAUCAUCGCUUCAUUAUCACUGGCGCCGAUUUAUAUGUGUAUCGCUAUAUCGAGGCAAAUCAUGAUAAAUUCUGCCAGGAAGUCCGAGAGAAUCUGCGUAAUUACUUUCUACAGCAAGGUAUGUUGCAAAAUGACGUGGAUGUCGAAGCUAGAAAGAUACAAGAGAUGGAGGAUGAACGCAAGCUCGUUGCGGAUAAUACGAAUGGAAAGAUCAUCGAGGAUAACACUAAAGCGAGUAAAUGCACGAGCGAAGAAACUAAUAUGGAAUCAGCUAUAAAAAACUGAUAGUGUCUCAAUUAAUCAAUACGGAAAUGAUGUUUAAUGCGAAUUUCCUAAUCGAUUUAAUCUGUAAAGCUCGCUAAUAAAUUUUCUGGCGAUUUUUCUUCCUCUUAUCGGCAUGUAGUAUGGCCAUAUAUGCAGAGCAAUCUGAAUAAUAUCGAUAAACUUUACAAUUGGACCUUUGAAAUGAAUUUGAAGUCGAGUAUUUCUUUUAAAAAAAGCAAUUGAAUCAUUGCCAAUUUUCAAGUUAUAAUUGCUAAAUAACUUUAAUCUUUAGAAGUAAGACUAAUAGAAAUUUUUUCAAUUUUAUAUAUUUUAAUAAAUUGAAUAAAUAUUCAAGAUUUAAAAUUUUAAAAUAUUAAAAUAUUAAAAGGGGAGGAGAGAGGGAUAGGAUGGGCGCGUACACAAAUUCUAACGCUAAGAAGAGAAGUU
Messenger RNA from Cataglyphis hispanica, 2365 nucleotides. RefSeq names its product EF-hand domain-containing protein 1-like. Bases 173 to 1939 code for a protein of 588 amino acids. Gene Ontology annotation, molecular function: alpha-tubulin binding. Gene Ontology annotation, biological process: mitotic spindle organization; cilium-dependent cell motility; mitotic cytokinesis. The transcript is spliced from 5 exons. Lineage: Eukaryota; Metazoa; Arthropoda; Insecta; Hymenoptera; Formicidae. The record is from RefSeq and is a predicted model, not a curated record. Gene Ontology annotation, cellular component: axoneme; mitotic spindle.